Molecule: messenger RNA, 393 nt
Organism: Amborella trichopoda
Lineage: Eukaryota; Viridiplantae; Streptophyta; Magnoliopsida; Amborellales; Amborellaceae
Source: RefSeq, a predicted model, not a curated record
CUUCUGAGAUUCGGAAACGUCCCUGAGUUUGCCCUCGUCUUGGUAUGGAUGGAGGUCGAAGCUCACCGAUUCAACCCCCCAAUCUCAGCCAUUGUGCGUGAAGCCUUAGUCAAGCCAGCAUUUGGGGCCACAACAGAUGCUUCAGUGAUCGAGUCUGAGGCCGAGAAGUUAGCCAAGGUAUUGGAUGUGUACGAGUCAAGGCUAUCGGAAAACAAGUACUUGGCCGGAGAAAAUUUCUCUUUGGCUGAUCUUCACCACCUUCCCUAUAUACAUUACCUCCUCAAAACAUCAAAGGCAGAUCUGAUUACUUCUCGGAAGUAUGUUAAGGCGUGGUGGGAUGACAUUUCCUCUCGCCCCUCUUGGAAGAAAGUCUCAGAGAAUAUAAAGUUUUAG